This is a messenger RNA of Gallus gallus (chicken), 7867 nucleotides long. It is a transcript of the gene ATF7, whose product is annotated as activating transcription factor 7. NCBI's taxonomy places the organism in Eukaryota, Metazoa, Chordata, Aves, Galliformes, Phasianidae. The record is from RefSeq and is a predicted model, not a curated record. Gene Ontology annotation, molecular function: DNA-binding transcription factor activity, RNA polymerase II-specific; cAMP response element binding. The transcript is spliced from 13 exons. Gene Ontology annotation, biological process: regulation of transcription by RNA polymerase II. Bases 4357 to 5799 code for a protein of 480 amino acids.
UCUCCCCUACACUUCAGAGUAAUUCUUUUUCUCAUUUUCCAUUCCAAGGAGCUCAUAGCAUGGCCAGCAGGGGCAGAGCAGCAGAGCAGAGGUGUGAGCGGGUCUGGGUGUCCCAGGGGAGCCCAAAGGCAGAGCCCUUUGGUGCAGAGGAAGCUGUGCACCGUGAGCACAACAAAAGCACAUUUAUAGCCUGCCUUCCUUCUGAGCCCACUGCAGGUUUCCAUCCACCACACUGCUGCAGCGGCGUCUGCCACAUCUCGUCAUCUGCUCACACAUCCCCAGCUCGUGUCCCUUGGGAGUCCCCAGCAGAUGGGUGCCCACACUGCACCCGCAGCCCCUGGGGUUCCUGGCUGUGCCCUGCGGUGAUGUUCUUUGCUCGGCCACAUUCUCCCUCUGCAGAGCUGGUGUUUUCCUUCUGUUUGGCUGCAAUUAGUCUUGGCUGCUGGGAGCCUACCUUAAUUGUUUCUCCGAAGCUCAGCUUUGUAGUCUUCCAGGAGGUUUCUUGCUGUUCUUUCCACCCUUUGCCACACCUGGUUGGACACGCGUGAGCGCACACAGCCAUACAGCAGCCCCUGCGUAGCACGCGCUGCGUUGUGCCGCGUGCCAAAGGUUGACAUUUGUUUUUAAAACAUGAUUAAUUCAGUGCCUUAAACAGCUCCAACGCAGUGCGGUUUCACCAGGGCUAAACCCAGCUUUCAUGCUGGCUAAUUAUUGAGCGGAACAACUUUCUUGGAUUGCACCUCUUCCCUCCAAGCCCUGCACACUCGGCUGGGAGGCUCAGCUGGCUGCAGCGAGCUCUCCUCCCUGCAUGCAGGAGCAGGGGCUGCUGUCCCGCAUGGAGACCAGGGCAGAGCUGAGCUCCAGGAUGCCAGCACGGCCAUUUGUUGCACUUCCCAGCAGCAGCGACGCACUCAGCUCGCAGGGAUUGCCAGCAGAGCCGGCCCUGCAGCAGUCUGGAACGCUGCUGUGCCGUCCCACCCUCGUGCAGGAGAUGCAGUGCCAGCUGCUUGGCGAGCAAACAAAGCGCCUGGGCCGUGCUGCGCCAUGCAGGGAUUUCACUCUGCACGCUCAGCCUCGCCUCUGAGCUCUCUUUGUGAGGCACAGCCACGAGCAGCCCCUGCAGGAGAAGCGCUAUGAAGGUGUUUUCCCCCUUCUCAAACUGCUUUGCUAUGAAAUGCUCCUUGUGCUUUUGGUUCUAAAGAGCAAAGCUGCAAAGUUCUGCACUUCCCUGCCGUGGGGGACGGGCUGCCACGCUCUCAGUGCUGCUGCUUGCACAGUGCUUAUGUAGCUUUCUCAUUUUUUUCCUCUUUUUUUUUUUUCCUUAUAGAGCCGUUUUCAGCCCCAGCUGGCAGAGCUCUCGCUCCGAAUACCAUUGUUACUAUUAAAAAUAAUAUUAAAAAAACCCCAAAAGCAGCCUUUCACAAACUUCAGUGUAUGGAGGACUUGGCUGGAGGUGGACUUGGCAGUGCUGGGGAACAAGCAGAGUGUAUUUAUACCUGAGUGACUGCGCUGAGCUGUGUUAUACCCUUUAACUGUUUCCAACAUGAGUAAACCAGGCUUAAAGCAGAACACGGCGCUGUGUUUUCUGCCAAAUGCUUUCAUUGGUGCUGAGUUGGUGGAGGGACCAAACCUUCGUGGUGCAGAGCAGGUGCUGCUGGUGCUGCUGGUCGUGUCCUUGGUCUGGUGCUGGAAAUCCAUGGGAGUUUGGGAAGUGAGGUCAGGGUGCUGCUGGCUGAGCAGCCAUGGGUUGCUGUUGCAUUACAGUUGUAACAACACGGGGAGUUUUCUUCCCCCUGCGCUGUUCUCUUGCAGUGGAGCUGUGGGGAGGGGGGGGUUGGUUGGCCGUUCUCCUGCCAUCCCCAUGGCAGCAAUGUCCCCUUGUUUGUGUGUGGUGGUGGAACAGGGCUGGGUGAGGAGCAGAUGGAGACAAGGAGGGGUGAUGGCAGCAGGGACAGCCCUGGGUCAGAUGCUGGGGCCCCGAAAUGUGAGAGCAGACACUGCGAGCGCCUGCAGUGCAGAUUUACUGCCUGCAAAUGGGGCCGAGGAAGUCUGCCUGCAAGCUUAGCUGGAUUGGAAGGAGUUUAUAUAAGAGCAUUGCUCAUCACCCGCGCUGUGCUCACACUGAGCAAAGCCAACGUGAUGAGACAUGAUUGUGGAUGUCACCCUGAGCACGUUAACGAGCGAAUGUGUUGUGAUGGAGGUGCUGAGAGGCCCUGCGCUGCCCUCCUCCUCUGGAUGCUUUUCAUCUCUCUGCCCUCUGCUGCCUUUCCUUCGCUUUUGGGAAGCUCUCUGCCCUUGCAGGAGCAGCGUUUCGGAUGCUGAAUCCAUCACCUGCAUGAGCUUUUGAAUGGAUGUGAGCUAUGUGUAGGAAAUGGCUGCUUUGUUCACGGCUGAAACGCAGUCGCUCCAAAGGUGGGAAGCAGCUCUGGUUAAACAGUCGUGUGCUGAAUUUCCAGCCAUGCCUUUGAUUUGGAGGAUUUCUUACUCCCCUCUGAUUUUAGGGCUCUCAUGUCAAAUAAUGAUUCCAUAAAGCGCGUGUGCCUUCGAAUGCUGAAUAAAUGAAAACGCCCACACGCGGUGUAAAUAAUAACAGGUGGGACAGAAUGUUUUACCUUUAUGACAGCCCUCAAACAGAGCUCUGUGCCUUCCCCCCCCUUCUCCCUCCCCAUCCCACCGGUGCCAUUCCCAUGGCUUUAAUUCAUGGGCAGUGGUUUGGUUCACCCAUAGGCAGUGCCUACAUGAGAGCCUCGCAGCGCCACGCAGCCCUGACUGGGAUCUGCUGUAGGACUGCUCCCACACCGUCACAGGGUGUGAUGGUUUCAUUCGGGCUCUUCAGACCCAUUUUCGGGAGCUUUUCUCCUCCCUUUCAUUGAAACAUGGGCUCUUACUGACUGAAUAAUUUCAGGAAAUGGGUUGCAGUUUUUAGGUCACUUUGGCAUUUCCUCGAUAAAGCAGCGCGUUCUGCAGGGCCUGUCACGGCUCUGCGGUAAUUAUCUCUGCUCAGUGAGAAGCAGUGGCUCUCUGAGGUUUUGCUCCCUUUCUUAAACUUGAGUUAUUUCUCCCUCUUGUAGCAGAUCUCUUGCAGCAUGCUGUCCCUGCUGUGAAGGCACAGACACCCAAGGAUGUAUUGCUGCUAAUGAAGGAGCACGGGGUGACCCGGGGCUGCCGGCUGCUUUUUGGAGAUGCUUUCGGAGUGCUCCGUUUGCUGCAGACCUGAGGGCAGUGCCCAAAGAAAUCCCACCUGGUGAUCUGUUCUGAGUGUCUGCAGGCUGCGGAGGCUUCGUUUGGCUGUGGCACCAAGGAGGGAAGCAGAGGUUGUGGGGAGGUUUGUGCUGUGGUGCUCAGUGCUGGGUGCAGGUCUGCUCUCCCCUGCUGCCCCUCUGGGUUCACGCUGAGGUUGUUUUGUUCCCUGUGUCUGUGCUUCGCAGAGGAGCAGCGUCUGCCCACGUCUCAGAGGUGGCAGUGCUGGGAGUUAAGUUUGUGUGACCUCCAGCUUAGGGCCUUCUGUGCAGCUCCCCCUAAGCUGGAGAGGUCCUGCAGCAGCCACUGGGUGAUGAGCAGUGCUUGAGCCUUGCUGCUGCUGAGGAGCUGCUCUGUGCUCCCACCAAAUCGCAUCCAGGUGCCAAGCAGCCCUGUUCUGCCCGCUGCCGUGGUCCUUCAGCUCAGUAUCUCUUGUCUUACCAGAAACUGGAAGGGGAAGCACAAUUCUGCCUUGUGAGUAAUUGGACCAUGAUUUAGAAAUGAUCUUUCUCCAUCUUCUUGCCUGGAGAAGUUGCUGACUUGCUGGUUUAUGUUGGAUUUUGUCUCAUAUUCAUCAAAGGCUUCCAGACCCUUUGGACAGAUGCCUUUUUGUAUUAGGAAUCUGAUACUUGGCACUUCACCAGAGAAACCUUGCUCGUGUUAGAGCGUGUUGUGCCAGGCAGGGGCUGCUCUGGUGAUGUUUGGUGAGGGAAGGCUUUUCAGGAGAAACCACUGUUUAUCUCCCAGGAAUCUGGCCCUGAAAGGAGGAGCAGGAGGAUGCACGCUGCUACUGAGAUGAGGUCCAACCUCACAACCAGCCAACCGACCCAGGAAGCAUCUGUGCACCAGCGUGUCUCUGUGUGCUGUGUGUGACCCCCCAGCAUCCCUCCCUUUGUGCUGCCUGUGAUGUGUGGACAGCCCUGCAGCGUGGCGGGGAGCUGCUCACACCACGGCCAUGUGGGACCUCUCCAACACCUCUCCCACAUCGGAGGCCGGGCCAGAUCUGAUCUGGAGGUUGGCCAGGGCAAGGAGGAUCGUGGACAACCGGGCUCUGCUAACAGCUCUUAUCCUGCCAGCCCCUGGCGUGGAGGCAAGCCUAGCGGAGCUGCAUGAAAUAUGGGCGACGACAGACCCUUCGUGUGCAACGCCCCCGGCUGCGGACAGAGGUUUACAAACGAGGACCACCUGGCUGUUCAUAAACACAAACAUGAGAUGACAUUGAAAUUCGGCCCCGCGCGCACCGACUCGGUCAUCAUCGCAGAUCAGACCCCGACGCCGACUCGGUUCCUGAAGAACUGCGAGGAGGUGGGGCUGUUCAACGAGCUGGCGAGCUCCUUCGAGCACGAGUUCAAGAAAGCCGCCGAGGAUGAGGAGAAAAAGAGCACCGCAGCCCUGGACAUGUCGCUGCCCUCCACCCCAGACAUCAAGAUAAAGGAGGAGGAGCCGGUGGAGGUGGACUCGUCCCCCCCAGACAGCCCUGCCUCCAACCCACGGUCACCGCAGACCAAGGAGAAGGAGAUCACCCCCAAGCCCGUGAUCAUUUCCACACCAACACCAACCAUCGUGCGCCCCGGAUCGCUGCCCCUGCACCUGGGCUACGACCCCCUGCACCCCACGCUGCCUUCCCCAACCUCCGUCAUCACCCAGGCCCCGCCGUCCAACAGGCAGCUCGGGUCGCCCACGGGUUCCCUUCCGCUCGUCGUGCAGCUGCCAAACGGGCAGACCAUGCCUGUCCUGCCCGGCCCCCCCAUGCAGAUGCCGUCUGUGAUAUCGCUGGCCCGGCCCGUCUCCAUCGUGCCCAACAUUCCCGGCAUCCCCGGGCCGCCCAGCAGCAGCAGCGGCUCCGUUUCCCCUCCGGGUCUCCCCGUGCACUCGGAAGCCAAAAUGAGGCUGAAGGCCAGCUUGACGGCGUCUUCCUCGCUGAACGGCAGCAGCCUGGUGGUGGGCUCAGCCAGCACGAUGGUGACCGCGCGCCCGGAGCAGAGCCAGAUCCUCGUCCAGCACCCCGACGCUCCAUCGCCAGCUCAGCCUCAGGUUUCCCCUGCCCAACCCACCCCCAGCACCGGCGGCCGGCGGAGGCGGACGGUGGAUGAGGACCCCGAUGAGCGCCGGCAGCGGUUCCUGGAGCGGAACAGAGCUGCUGCCUCACGCUGCCGGCAGAAACGCAAGCUGUGGGUGUCCUCCUUGGAGAAGAAAGCCGAGGAGCUCACAACGCAGAACAUCCAGCUGAGCAAUGAAGUGACGCUGCUGAGGAAUGAGGUGGCUCAGCUGAAGCAGCUGCUGCUGGCUCACAAGGACUGCCCCGUCACCGCGCUGCAGAAGAAGACCCAGGGCUACCUCGAAAGCCCCAAGGAGAGCUCCGAGCCCACCGGCUCCCCAGCGCCCGUCAUCCAGCACAGCUCCGUCACCGCCUCCCCCAAUGGGCUCAGCGUCCGCUCGGCAGCCGAGGCCGUGGCCACGUCGGUGCUGACGCAGAUGGCGAACCAAAGGACAGAGCUGGCCCUGCCCCUGCAGCCGCACGUCAUCAUGGCCCCACAGUCGCAGUCUGCGGGCAGAUGAUGCGCGUGGCCCCAACGUCCCCCCCCCCCCCUGCGGGACGGCGCGGAUUUGGGGUUCGGUUUUCUUUGUUUUGAAGCGAGUGAAGGGCAGCCGCGGUGCUUCUGACGCUGCACCCCCCGCGCGGGGGCGGCCCCCCCAAAGCCCCGGAUGCGCCACCCGAAGGCGCACGGCCGCACUUUGAGGGCACCUCCCGAGGUUUUGCUUUCGGCUCCCGUUAACACUACAGCUCCGCUCCGGGCGGAUCCCUCCGGCGCUUCCGCUGCCGGCAAAGCGGAGCCCUGCGGGGGCCGCGAGGUUUCGCUCCCGGCGCUGCCCCGCACUGCGCGGAGCUGCCGGCGGAGGGCUGCGGGUUGGGCUCCUCCAGGGACGGAUUCGGAGCUCGGCGCCGCGCCGGGAGCUGCAGCCGGGAUGGGCGCUGUGCGGUGCUGUGGGUUUCCUGCAUUGUGAGCCCGGCGCUCCCAGCCCCGCUGCGCGGCCGACGAUCGCGGUGACCUCACGUUGGUGGCCUUAAAUCACGCAUCGUUGCCUCUUCCGAGGUGGGGGGAGGGGGGGGGAGGAGGAGAUGGGGGGGGGGGCACGUGGGGGCGCUGCUGCUUCGCCCGGACCUUUCCCUCUCCAUCCCCAUUCUGCUCUUCUGAACCGGGCGGAGUGCGGCCGCGCAGCGCUGAGAGCUGCAGUUGUGCUCCCCGUGGCCGGGAUGGGGUCGGCGUUGGGGAUGCGGUCGGUAUUUCGGAAGCGAAGGGCUCCUAUGGGACCCCCACCCACACACACACAGCUCUGUGUCCCCCCCUACCCCCCCCCCCUUCCGAGCUCUGCCCCCUCAGGUCGCACUUUGCCACUUUGGAGCUGAGUUCGGCGCUCAGCGCCGCUCCGGGACAGCCGAACCCAAAGCGAUGUUGCGGCCCCUCUGCGGCCGUGGGUUCCCAUCCCAUUCCCGGGCUCCGUUCUGCCCCCCAUCCCCACCCCGUCUUCUCCCGACUCCCUCUGCCCGUAUCGGCUGUGCGCUGCGCGGCGCUGACGGCGGCUCAGCAGCUCCUCCAAGCUGCGGACCGCGACGGGAGCGCACGGACUGAUGGAGGAGAGCGGCUCCGCUGUCCCCAUUCCCGACCCUCAGCGCCACCGCUGUGCCCGGAGCUCUGCAGGGCGGCACAGCGGAGGGCCCGCAGCGCCUCCGGCUUCGCUCACGGCCCCAAAAAGGCUUUUCCAGCGCUCAGCCCGACGCGCUCCUCGUGGCAGCCCCGACCCCGACCCGCACCCCGCGCCACCUCCGCGUGCGUUCGGCAGACCCCGGCCCUGAAGUGCAGUGAAGGCCCCACGUGGGCGCGUCGGAUAAACGCGGGCACCCCCCCCCCCCCCCAUCCCCCAAUCCCACCCCAUCCCCAUCCCCAUCCUGGGGGGCGCAGCGUCCCAACGCCGUCAAUUCGGGGUUCUGUGGCACUCCGGGUUGGGUUUUGGGUUCCCUCCUCCUCUCCCCCCCCUCCCACCCCCCCAGGGUGGGCGUCUGCCCGUCCUCCCAGCUCAGCUCCAGGACUUUGAGGGGGGGGGAGAGGACGGCCCCACUUCUGCUCUGGGAUGAAGGAUUUCUGCUUUGCCCCCCCCCCCGCCCUUUGCGGUGCCUUAAACCCCUCUGUGCCCCCCCGACCCCCCCCAGCUUUGGGCCGGAGCUGCCCGUUGUGUCCCUUCCUGCCCCGAUCCCCUUUGGAUCCCCAUUCAUUUGGAGGCGACGGAGGGACCCCCUCAGCUCUGACGAUCAAUAAUGGAAGAAGCCAAGAGAAAAAAGACCCCCCCACCCCCCCCCCCCGAAAGAAAAAGUACGCGUAACCACGAGGUGUAGUAUAUACAGACCCGCAUAUUAUGAGUAUAUCCAGACCUAUAUAGACGUGUAUCACUUCUGAACGGACGCGCAGCCCUUAACGCUACGCAACGGUUUUCGCGCCGUCCCCCCCCCGCGGCCCCCCCAGGGCCGCCCCUGUGAGCGGGACCUCACAGCCCCGGGGGGGCGCGGGGGGAACGGCGUUCAUGUGCCUUUAUUUAUGCUGCAGAUACGACAUUAAACUGUUACCGAGGA